GUGAAGGUGGUUCAAUUGGAGCACUGCCUAUGAGGAGCUGAAAGUGAAACAUUCAGAGCUAUGGGAAUUAAAUUGGACAUGAAUGGUUUACUGGUUUUGGUUUUGUGCGCCUUUUGCUGUAGCGUGGUGGCCAAACCACCGACAGCUCGGCGGGCACAGCUGCACGACGAUGUCCAGCUCAUACAUCCUCACAUCAUCACCAUAGAGCGUUUAGAGAAUCUGCUGCGGCGUGCUGGGGAAAUCUUUGGGCCGGCUCUAGAGGAAGAUGCCAUGGCGGAGGCCAGUAGUCAGGUGAAGGAGCAAGUGCAGCCCCAGCAGCGGUUGCUGCCGCCAACGGAGCAGCCGUAUAACUUCUAUUUACCUCUAUACGACUUUGUGGAGCCUAAGCUGGAUGCCAAGAGCCGAAUGCUGGAGAAGAUUGCUCCUCCGCCGCAAAAGACGGAGCACAACUACUACGCGGAAAAGCCAAAAAAGAAGCCAAAGAAGUUUAACGCUGCCAACAAGCAUAUCAACCUCAAUCUCAAGUGGCUGAACACCUAUGAGAGGGCCAUGGGCGGAGCAACUGCGCCCAAAGCCAUGUAUCUAGAGCAGGACGAGCGCAACCGAAUAAACUUCGACGACUCUUUCUUUGCAGUGGACAUGCAGGUAAAGAUUCCUGACAAUCAGCCCCACAAGGAGUCGGCUGCGCCCACAGAGCUCUUGCAGCAUGGUGAAGAGCAGGCCGAGGAAGAUCUGAUGGCGGCUCCUGCGCAGUUAGCCUUUAACUUCAAGUCUCCAGUCCAGGAUGAACGUCGAACAUAGAUUGGUUUUUUUUCACUAUAGGUUUUAGUCAGUUGUAUAAAAAAGCUACAAUAAAUGCACUU
Drosophila sechellia is the source of this 863-nucleotide messenger RNA. RefSeq lists its product as uncharacterized. Bases 61 to 801 code for a protein of 246 amino acids. The record is from RefSeq and is a predicted model, not a curated record. Lineage: Eukaryota; Metazoa; Arthropoda; Insecta; Diptera; Drosophilidae. The transcript is spliced from 2 exons.